AUGGCGAAUCAAAAAAGGUACAAGUACACAAUAUCUUCAAACAACGGGAUUCUAUCAUCAGAACAAAGGGAUUUUUUUGAAAUUAAUGGAUAUAUUGUCAUAAGAGACUUGAUAAAUGAAACAUUAUUGGAUCGAUUCAAACAAAGAUUCAUCGACAUAUGUGAAGGUAAGGUUAAUCGAGGAGGAAUAACAGUGAUGAAAGAUAUAUCAUCGGUUAAAAUAAAUCGAGAAGGUAUUUCCAAAGAAAGUAUAGUUAAUAAAAUUCAAGACAUAAUAUGGGAUGAUGUAUUCGAACAGUACUUUCUACAUCCAGAAUUACUAGAUUAUGUUCAAUGUUUUACGGGAAACAAUAUAAUGGCGAUGCAUUCAAUGUUAAUAAACAAACCUCCAGACACUGGCUCGAUGACUUCAAGGCAUCCAAUGCAUCAGGAUUUACAUUACUUCGCAUUUCGCCCAGCAGACAGAAUCGUAGCUACAUGGACAGCUAUGCAAACGGUCACAAAAGCCAACGGGUGUCUGUUUGUUUUGCCCGGUUCGCAUAUUCACCCAGGUAAACUUCUUCCACACGAAUAUCCGGAAUGGAAAGGCGGCGUGAAUAAAGGUUUCCACGGGAUUAAAGGGUACGAUAGUCACCAGAAAAAAUAUUUGGAUAUGAAUCCUGGUGACACGGUACUUUUUCACCCAUUACUAAUACACGGAUCUGGACCGAAUACGUCACAGGAAACAAGAAAAGCAAUUUCUUGUCAUUUUGCAUCCUGUGAAUGCCAAUAUAUAGAUGUGACUGGUACAACGCAACAAAAUAUCGCUAUUGAAGUCAGAGAAAUAGCACGUCGGAGAGGUUUCAAUGACAUGGACUUCAAAGACUUUUGGAAGUUUCGAAGUCGACUUGUACGUGGAUUGAAAAUGCAUUUAUAA
Messenger RNA from Macrosiphum euphorbiae (potato aphid), 915 nucleotides. Lineage: Eukaryota; Metazoa; Arthropoda; Insecta; Hemiptera; Aphididae. The record is from the annotation of a GenBank genome assembly.